Molecule: messenger RNA, 4790 nt
Organism: Anguilla rostrata (American eel)
Lineage: Eukaryota; Metazoa; Chordata; Actinopteri; Anguilliformes; Anguillidae
Product: glycine dehydrogenase (decarboxylating), mitochondrial-like
Exons: 25
Coding region: 199-3297 (1032 amino acids)
Biological process (GO): glycine decarboxylation via glycine cleavage system
Cellular component (GO): glycine cleavage complex; mitochondrion
Molecular function (GO): pyridoxal phosphate binding; glycine dehydrogenase (decarboxylating) activity; glycine binding
Source: RefSeq, a predicted model, not a curated record
CUUUCCAGGCAGAUGAUGACAGGGGCUUGUCUCUGAGCCUUGAAUCGAUUGGCUGGUUCUUGAAACCCGGAGGUGUUUUUAAGCAAGCUAUUCUGGGAAAGUAUUUUGCGAAGAGUUUAAUCUGUGUGAUCGGACUACAUGUUCAUUAAAACAAGACAAUAGCUGUUGCGCUACAGAGCUCCAGCUCUAACGUCCAAAAUGCAUAGAUGUGCAAUAUCCGUGGGUUUAAUCAACAAGUCAACGAACAUCCGCGGCCCUUGGAGAAAUAUUAGUAUUCAAAGUAAGGUUUUGACAGGAAAACUACCAAUUCAACGACAUGCUUAUAAAAAUCAAAAUACUUUUGUUUCGACUCGGGAAUUGAGAGGUUCUUCAGUGUCUGCCUCUUCAAGACAGAUCGACCGAAUAUUGCCUAGACAUGAUGAUUUUGUCCAAAGGCACAUUGGACCCAGUGAGAAAGAGAAAGGAGAGAUGCUUUACGCUCUCGGACUAGAGACAAUUGACGAACUUAUUGAAAAAACUAUUCCGUCUUCUAUCCGUUUACAAAGAAGUUUGAAAAUGGAUGACCCGAUUUGUGAGAAUGAAAUUCUGCAAUCACUGCACAGCAUUGCCAGCCAGAACAAGCUGUGGAGGACGUACAUUGGAAUGGGCUAUUAUAAUUGCUCCGUACCACCAGCUAUACAGAGGAACCUGCUGGAAAACUCAGGAUGGGUGACCCAGUACACACCGUACCAGCCAGAGGUGGCCCAGGGACGUCUGGAGAGCCUGCUCAACUACCAGACCAUGGUGUGCGACCUGACCGGCCUGGCCGUGGCCAACGCCUCUCUGCUGGACGAAGGCACAGCAGCCGGUGAGGCUAUGCAGCUGUGCCACAGAAAAAAUAAGAGAAGGACCUUCUAUAUUGACCCUCGUUGCCACCCACAGACGAUCGCUGUAGUGCAGACAAGAGCCAGGUACAUUGGUGUGAAGACAGAGCUGAAGUUGCCUGAUGAGAUGGAUUUCAGUGUGAAGGAUGUGAGUGGUGUACUCUUCCAGUAUCCGGAUACAGAGGGCGGAGUGCAUGACUUCACUGGGCUGGUGGACCGUGUCCACAAAGCUGGGGCCCUGGCAUGCUGCGCCACUGACCUGUUGGCCUUGUGCAUGCUGCGCCCGCCGGGCGAUUUUGGGGUAGACAUCGCACUGGGCAGCUCGCAGAGGUUUGGGGUUCCUCUCUCUUAUGGAGGACCUCACGCUGCCUUCUUCUCUGUGAAAGAACCACUGGUCCGCAUGAUGCCAGGCAGGAUGGUUGGAGUCACCAGAGAUGCAGCUGGGAAGGAGGUGUACCGUCUGGCCCUUCAGACUCGAGAGCAGCACAUCCGCAGAGACAAAGCCACCAGCAACAUCUGCACUGCGCAAGCUCUUCUUGCAAAUAUGGCUGCCAUGUUUGGGGUGUACCAUGGCCCACAAGGUCUGAAGCAUAUUGCUAAUAGGACACACAAUGCUACCCUGAUCUUGGCUGAAGGACUGAAGCGAGCAGGACACACCCUCCAGCAUGAGGUGUUCUUCGACACACUCAAGAUCCACUGUGGCACGACUGCCAAAGAUGUACUGGAGAGAGCAAAGCAGAGGAACAUCAACCUCCGAAUCUACAGCGACGAAAUGUUGGGCAUAUCUCUGGAUGAGACUGUGACAGAGACAGAUUUGGAUGAUCUGCUGUGGGUGGUUGGGUGUGAUUCCUCAUCUGAACUGAUCGCUGAGAAAAUGAAUGGUAGUGUAAAAGGCAUUCUGGGAACAUCUUUCAAGAGGACCUCCGAAUAUCUCUCACACCCAGUGUUCAACAGUUAUAACUCUGAGACGAACAUUGUUCGCUACAUGAAGCGGCUGGAAAACAAAGAUAUUUCUCUUGUACACAGUAUGAUCCCACUGGGUUCCUGCACAAUGAAACUGAACAGUUCGACUGAACUUAUGCCAAUCACAUGGAGGGAAUUUUCCAGUAUCCACCCCUUUGUGCCCCUGGACCAGGCACAGGGCUACCAGCAGCUCUUCAGACAGCUAGAGAGAGAUCUGUGUGAAAUAACUGGAUAUGAUGCUAUCUCCCUCCAGCCCAACAGUGGGGCCCAGGGUGAAUAUGCUGGUCUAGCUGCGAUCAAAACAUACCUGAACUUUAAAGGGGAGGGACACAGAACAGUUUGUCUGAUUCCUAAGUCAGCCCAUGGGACUAACCCCGCCAGUGCUCAGAUGGUUGGGAUGAAUGUCCAGGUGGUGGAGUCAGAUCGGGGUGGCAACAUUGAUAUGGCACACUUAAAGGUCAUGGUGGACAAACACAAGGCUAACUUGGCAGCUAUAAUGGUCACAUAUCCCUCUACCAGUGGUGUGUUUGAGGAGAACAUCAGAGAUGUGUGUGAGCUUAUCCACCAGCACGGGGGCCAAGUCUACCUUGAUGGAGCCAACAUGAAUGCACAGGUAGGGUUCUGCCGCCCAGGAGAUUACGGAGCAGACGUCUCCCAUUUAAACCUGCACAAAACCUUCUGCAUUCCCCAUGGAGGUGGGGGCCCAGGGAUGGGGCCUAUUGGCGUAAAGCAGCACCUUGUGCCUUUCCUGCCGUGCCACCCUGUAGUCACGCUGAACCCUGACAACGCUGCGACCUCCCAGGGCACCGUCAGUGCUGCGCCUUGGGGCUCCAGUGCCAUCCUGCCCAUCUCCUGGGCCUACAUCAAGAUGAUGGGGGCAAAGGGACUGAGGCAUGCCACAGAAAUGGCCAUUCUGAAUGCUAACUACAUGGCCAAGAGGCUGGAGAAUCAUUAUAAAGUUCUUUUCAGAGGCAAGAGAGGUUUUGUUGCUCAUGAGUUCAUUCUUGAUGUGAGACCAUUUAAGAAGACCGCAAAUAUCGAAGCUGUGGACGUGGCAAAGAGGCUACAGGAUUAUGGCUUCCACGCCCCCACUGUGUCGUGGCCGGUGGCGGGAACCCUGAUGAUCGAGCCAACAGAGUCGGAGGACAAGGCAGAGAUGGACCGCUUCUGUGACGCCCUGGUGAGGAUACGGCAGGAGAUCGCCGACAUCGAGGAGGGAAGGAUGGACGUGGCCAUCAACCCGCUGAAGAUGGCGCCUCAUUCACUGGCUUGUGUUGCCUCCUCUGACUGGGACAGGCCCUACUCAAGGGAGUGUGCUGCCUUCCCCCUGCCAUUCAUCAAACCAGAAAACAAGUUUUGGCCAUCGAUCUCCAGGAUUGACGAAGUUUAUGGUGACCAGAACCUAAUAUGCACCUGCCCUCCAUUGGAUAUGUAUGAAUCUCCUUUUGAAGAAAAGAUGGCCUCAUCAUAACAUGAUAGGGCUGAUGUAUGUUUUAUGUUUGUAGCUGUUAAAAUCCAGCACAAUGAUAAUGACCUUUUUCUUCUGAUCACAGCACAUGGUAUGCAUAUAUUAUCGUACAUAUUGUACAUUUGCCUUGGAAUUCCCCUUUAAAGUUUUGUAUAGGCAAUUUAUUUUUCUUGUAUGAUGAUAGCAUGGAAUAUUGCUUAAAUUUCAGGUCACUAAUUUAUUGUGAGGGAAAAAGGUCCAUUUGUUUUUUUAUCUGAAUUAGUUUAUUCAUCAUAGUUUAUUCAUUCAUUAGUUUUAUUAAACUAAUGUUUUAUAAAAAGCAAUACAGUACUUAUAUAUUAAAACAUGUAUCACUCAUAUAUAUAUAUAUAUAUAUAUAUAUUCUCAUUUCUAUGCCUUCCAAUAAAUUUUGUCCAAGUGAAAAAUAUGCAAGCCAUGGUGCAAAGCAAGCUGCUUGAAUUCACAUUACAACCACAUCAGCAUUGAAAACGUAUGCACAGUUCAACCACCAGGGGGCUCAACAUUUCAUCCCAUCAAAGGAACAGUUAGAAAGGGCAGCUAACAAUUUUAAUCGCCUCCACCAUUUUCUACCACUCACUGGCGGAUUCCAGCGUUAAACCGAGAGCCGUCCUUUUCUCGUGAAGCUACGAUGUGCUCCUCUGACAGUGGCGUUCGUGUUUCGCUACAGAAAACAUCACUGCGUAUGCUCCAUUUUCCUUACUGCUACACCCGGCACGAUUUUCCAAUAGGAAAAUAUUCAGUGCAGAAACAGCCGUCUCCCUAGUAACCGAUCCAUACGUGCUCCUCGGUAAUCACCUUGGUUUUUUAACAAGGACUUAAUAUGUGCAGGAGGACUCGUGUCUCACAGUUUUCAGACUCGUACCUGAGCGCAGACCGCGGCUCGUUACACCCCUCCCAUACAUGCUGGCUCAAAUCCAACAUUUAGACACACCCUCGAAACAGAACAAUAACAGUCCAGAACCUUCCAGCUUCUAUACCGAGGAGCCUGCUGUCCCAGCCAUGGUAUGUCAUUGCUAAUUGGUGGGUGGAGAGGAGCUUCUGUUAACACUAAGCCUUCCCCAGUACAAAACUAAAACAAAAAAACGAUCUUUCCCUUUCCUGCCCACCCAAAUUCACACAAAAAAAACUAUACGAUAGUAUCAUUCAGUGGGAGAAUAUUCUUCCUCCAUAUCUGUGUAGUGGUUGCAAUGUGUAUAAAAAGACAAUGUUUGGUUUGCAUUUUGGAAUCAAAAUAUUUAAUAGGUACAUAUCAAGUAUACCAUGUAUAAAAUUUCAGAUCACGAUAUGAAGCAAUGUAACUUCAGGCUGACAUUGCAGCACGUAAGGUUGCCACAUACAAAGAACUAAUGAUUAAAAUAUAAUAUGCAACUAAAUUAUAGAAAAGUGGCAUACUUGGUAAUAUUGGAAAUUAGAUGUGACCAUUUUUUUUUCAAUUUCUCUUUUCUUCAAUAAGUGCAAUAAAACAUAUAACACAA